AAUGAAAUAAAAAGUUUUCGUUCGAAUGUGAAUUAUGAUGUCCAGGAUGGUCAUGAUGAAGUUUACAAUGUUUUUUUUACAACUUUUACCAUCGAUUGUUGUUCUGAUCAAAGCUGCCGAUAUUAAUAUUGAUCAAAAUCAAAAUCAUUCAUCACCAUCAUCAUCAUCGAUAUUGAAUAUCACAAAUAUCAUGAAUGAUAGUAUGACAACAAUCCAAAAUGGUCAUAAUAUGACAAAUCAAACAAUUUUUCCAACUUAUUCUCGAUUGAUAUAUCAAAAUCCGAAUCCGGACAAGUUUGUUUAUCCAUUGUUAAAUGUAACAUGUUUCGAGGAACGUGAUAGUAUUAUUGGCGUUAAAGAAGGUCGUGCCGAUAUUCUGAAAUGUUGUAGUCAGGAAUUAAUGUGUGUAUGUUUUAAACGCCAUUGUGAAAAUGAUAUGAACUAUAAGGGUGGAAAAUUUUGUAAAUUUUUGGACACUCACCAAUGUCAUAUGACACUUGAUUGUCAGGAUUUAGGAAUCACAUAUGAAAAAUGUAUGGCACUGCCAAAUGUGAAUCGAUGGUUACUACUCGUAUUGAUCGUAUUGGGUGCAGCGGUUGCUUUUUCAAUACUGGUAUUGAUUUGUAUGAUUGCCUAUAAAAAAUUCAAAGCAUACAAUAAAGUAAAAAAACAUGGUGGUGGAUCACAACCAACACAUCUACGAAUGGCAUUAGCACCACGUCCAAAUGUAACAAGUCAUGUAAUGUAUACGGGAGCAUCAUCACAACAACCAUCAUCAUCAUCAUCAUCCUCAGCAGCAGCAUCAUCAGCAGCAGCAUCACAACAGGCAAGUCGAAAUUCAAAAAAUUCAUCUGUACGUGUUUGUUCCGGUGGUGGGGGGGUUGGUCAUGGCAAAUCAUCAUCAGCAUCCUCAUCAUCAUCAACAAACUAUAAUCGUGGUUCCUCGAAUAAACCAUCGACAUCAUUAUCAUCGAAUCGUGGUGGUGGUGGUGGUGGUAGCAGUGGUAGUGUAUCAUCAGCAUCAAAACAAAAUUCAAAUUAUGGACAUAAAUUUAGUAAAGCUUCAAGCAAACCAACAAGAAGUUUUCUUCAAAGAGCUGUAUCAUAGAGCCAAAAAAAGAAGAGAUUAUCUGUUUCAAAAAAAUUCCAGAUACAAAUUGUUUUGAUUUUGUGAAAAAAGAGAGAGA
This is a messenger RNA of Dermatophagoides farinae (American house dust mite), 1187 nucleotides long. The record is from RefSeq and is a predicted model, not a curated record. Lineage: Eukaryota; Metazoa; Arthropoda; Arachnida; Sarcoptiformes; Pyroglyphidae.